AUGCUUUCAAUUGAUUAUUUAGCUCUAGUCAUAUGUUUAUGUAUGCUAAAAAUUGUCGGAGGGUUCUUGGCUGGUACCCCACCGGUGUCAUUCGAAGUGACGUCCCUUUGUUUUGCAGUGCUUACCUGUUUUCAUGCAAGGAUAUCAAUGAAAAUUGUAGAUGAUAACGCGGUGACGAAGAUUGUUGGACACACACACAAACACACGCUGAGAGAGAUGAAGGCCAACUUCUUUUUGAUAACUGUUGUUGUCCUUGGAGUACUAGGAGUUAGCCAUGGAGGUGAGCUGAGGAAGAAUUUUUAUAAAAAGAGUUGUCCCCUCGCCGAGCAGAUCGUGAAGAACAUUACAUGGCAACAUGUGGCUAACAAUUCAGCUUUGCCUGCUAAGUUUCUAAGGAUGCAUUUUCAUGAUUGUUUUGUUAGGGGUUGUGAUGCCUCAGUGUUGAUAAACUCUACGACAAAUAACACAGCUGAAAAGGACGCAGUUCCAAACCAAUCAUUGGCUGGAUUCGAUGUUAUUCAUGAUAUAAAGACCCAAUUAGAGAAGACUUGUCCAGGGGUAGUUUCAUGCGCGGAUAUUGUCACCUUAGCUGCCAGAGACUCAGUUUCCUUCCAAUUCAAUAAAUCAAUGUGGGAAGUGCUAACUGGAAGAAGAGAUGGACGGAUUUCUCGUGUUUCGGAGGCCCUUGCCAACAUACCUUCGCCAUUCUCCAACUUCACCAUCCUCAAACAAGCUUUUGCCAACAAAACUCUCUCUCUCAAGGAUCUUGUUGUUUUAUCAGGUGCACACACCAUUGGUGUUGGACACUGCAGUUUCUUCAGCAACAGGCUGUACAAUUUCACCGGCAAAGGCGACGCAGAUCCUUCUCUGAACUCCACCUAUGCUGCUACAUUGAAAACCAAGUGCCAAAGCCUUUCAGACAACACAACUACAGUUGCAAUGGACCCCGGGAGUUCGCUAGCAUUCGACAACCAUUACUUCGCUAACUUGAAGCUGCGACAAGGCCUUUUCCAAUCUGAUGCUGCACUUUUAACCAACAAUGGUGCUAGCAACAUUGUGGAUGAGAUGCUGGUUGGCUCCGCGAAGUUCUUCACCGAGUUCAGCCAAUCGAUGAAGAGGAUGGGUGCCAUCGGUGUGCUCACUGGAACUUCAGGAGAGAUAAGGAGAAAGUGCAGUGUCGUUAAUUAA
This is a messenger RNA of Cornus florida, 1188 nucleotides long. Its product is annotated as peroxidase 3-like. Bases 1 to 1188 code for a protein of 395 amino acids. Gene Ontology annotation, biological process: response to oxidative stress; hydrogen peroxide catabolic process. The record is from RefSeq and is a predicted model, not a curated record. The transcript has 7 exons. Lineage: Eukaryota; Viridiplantae; Streptophyta; Magnoliopsida; Cornales; Cornaceae. Gene Ontology annotation, molecular function: heme binding; peroxidase activity. Gene Ontology annotation, cellular component: plasmodesma; plant-type cell wall.